Coturnix japonica (Japanese quail) is the source of this 3538-nucleotide messenger RNA. It is a transcript of the gene PEX2, whose product is annotated as peroxisomal biogenesis factor 2. NCBI's taxonomy places the organism in Eukaryota, Metazoa, Chordata, Aves, Galliformes, Phasianidae. Gene Ontology annotation, molecular function: zinc ion binding. The record is from RefSeq and is a predicted model, not a curated record. Gene Ontology annotation, biological process: fatty acid beta-oxidation; protein import into peroxisome matrix; very long-chain fatty acid metabolic process. Gene Ontology annotation, cellular component: Cdc73/Paf1 complex; peroxisomal membrane.
AGCCAUUAUUAGGUAAGUCCAUUACCUUGGUCUGUUAGAUUAUAAGAAAUGAGAACAAAUAAAAGAUUCCUGAAGAUACAUGCUGUGGCCAGCUGCUCCGUAAAGUUAAUUAUAGACAGGAAGUAAGAGUGGAAUGAAAACAUAGGAAGAAUAGUGUAAGGUGUCUUGAUAAAGAUCUGUUCCGUUGCUAAAUCUUAAUAAAAGUAAUCAUAGUAUGAUUGAGGAAUUAAGCACUCCUGUUUUUUAUUGAUUUAUUUAAUGUCCCAGAGGGUGAAAAUAGCCAGUAAAGUGACAGAGAUUGUUGGUGUCUUUGUUUCUCUGUUCUUUUAUUAUGGGAGUUACAGAAGCUGUUACUUUCAGUUCCAAAUUAAGAUUCAGGAACAGAUGUUUUAGCAACUUUUGUAUCUGAAAGUACUCAGAAGAGAAACUGGAAAAAGACCAAUAUUGUUUGACAAGACUAGGUGAGGAAUCUCAAUCUUCAUCUCAUAAGAAGGAUGACAAACUUAGGGAAAAAACUUUAGUACAAUACUGCUUGCUUUCAGUUUAAUUUGUUGGGUUUUUUCUACUCACAUAAGCAAGCUGGGGAAUAGCAUGGUGAUAUUAUCAGAAUCAAGUUGGAAAAUUACCUUUACAGGGCAAUUAUCUGUCCUGUCAAAAUGAAAAGGCACUAAUGAGAUGGAUGAUUGAAGAGAACACGUACUUAGAAAAGUAACUUAUGUUACAGACUUGAAGAGGGAUUGAAAGUUUUUCGUUUUAUUUGUUUUGCUUUGCUUUGUUUUCUUUGAGCAUAAGGUGUAAAUCCAGAACACUCUUGGUGAAUUAGAGAGAAUCUCUGAAGUCAAUGAAAUGAAAUGCAGCGCAGAAAGUUUUGGUUUUUGAGAAGAAAUGGCAUCCAGCAUUGGAAGUGAAAAGAGUGUGAAUCGUGUGCUCAGAAUAAGUCAACUUGAUGCUCUUGAACUAAACAAAGCCCUGGAACAACUAGUGUGGUCCCAGUUUACCAGCUGUUUUCAUGGAUUUAAACCAGGUGUGUUGGCUCAUGUUGAACCAGAAGUUAAAGCAUUUCUGUGGCUUUUACUGUGGAGAUUCACCGUCUAUUCUAAGAAUGCAACUGUGGGACAGGCUAUUUUGAAUAUUCAGUACAAGAAUAACUUAUCUCAGACAGAGAAAUACCAGCCUCUGAGCAAACACCAGAAGUUAUGGUAUCUUAUUUUCACUGUUGGUGGAAGAUGGUUGGAAGAAAGAUGUUACGAUUUAUUUAGCAAUCGCCAACUGCAAUCUGUCAACAAAGUCAAGCAUUAUAUUAACUUUGGAGCUGGACUUCUUAAACUUUGUGGACUUGUAAAUUUUCUGAUUUUUCUUCAGAAAGGAUCAUUUGCAACGCUUACUGAACGCAUUCUAGGAAUUCGGUCAGUUUUUUGCAAGCCACAAAGUGUUCGCCAGGUGGGAUUUGAAUACAUGAACAGGGAGCUGUUGUGGCAUGGCUUUGCUGAUUUUCUCAUUUACUUGCUACCACUUAUUAAUGUACAGAAACUGAAACUCAGAAUUUGUUCUUGGUGUUUCCCUUUUGCCAAUCUUUCUAAUAGUGAUAAAACAUUAGCAGCUCACUACAAGGUGUGUUCACUGUGUGGGGAAUGGCCUACCAUGCCACACACCAUAGGCUGUUCACAUGUUUUUUGUUACUAUUGUAUUAAAAGUAACUAUCUGUUUGAUAUGUAUUUUACCUGUCCUAAGUGUGGCUCGGAAGUACACAGUCUUCAGCCACUGAAAUAUAAAAUUGAAAUGACAGAACUGCAUGUCUAAUAAGGAGGUUGUUCUGUUCUUUAAUUGUACGUGAAAUAUAUUAAAGAUGAAUGGGAAAAAAAAUCAGAAAUUUCUGUAAACAGACAGCUUGAGAGACAGCUUUGGAAAUUCUUUAAGUCUUCCCUGGUGUUAUUUUUUUACUGAGUAGCAGUGCCAACUUGCAUCUGAAGAAAGAAAAAGGAGUUCACAAGUUCUGCUUUUUCAGACUAUUUGAUACCAGUUUGGUAUCCCUGGUAUCCCUGUAUUGUCAGUACUCUUCUUAGAUCCAUGGUCCAGCUAUCUAUCACUUCCUAAAUUCAUGCCGUAUUCUUCUCUUGGGAGUAGAUGAGAAGAUACUCAAUCCACUUUGUGCAUUUUCUCAACUUUGUUGUAAAAGCUUCUGCUAUUGCCAAUGUAGCUGUAUGGAUUUUGUGCACAGGUCAUCCUAGUCACACCUACACAACAGCUUUAAAUUUGAAUAUUUAAAAUUUGAAUUCCCAGUGUAAUGCACCACUGAAAAGAAGCAAGCUAUAAGAUGAAGAUUUACAUCAAAUGAUCAUUAAUAGAGUUCAUCACAUUCAGUCACCACAAGGCAUAUCAUUUUCCUAACUUGUAGUUGCUUUCUUAUAAGUAGAAGAUUAGCUUCAAGUGAUCCAUUUGUCAACGGACAAAACAUUAAUUUGUGCCCACCCUUGAUACAGCCAUCUCCUGAUCAAAGUGCUCCUUCUAGAUCUUCAUGAGACAACAGAACCCAUUUUCUCACCUAUAUGUAUGCCUUUGAUCUUCAGUGGUGUGCAUUUGACUGCACCCUGCUUCUUUCCUGUCAAGCUGAAGAACCCAGUCCAUCAUCUAUUGGAACGUGGAAGCUUCCUGUGGUAGCGCAAAUUAUUCUUAAUCAGACAGUGUGUUAAAAAAAAACCAAACCUGUUUAAUUACAAGAUGCUGUCUUUGGGACUUGCAAUUCUUUCUUUGGUGUGGUCAGGUUAGGUGCCGGACCUCACUAAUAGUUAUGUACCACACAGAAAAGCCACACAAGCUUCACAUCAAGCCCAGAUGUGUGUGUGUAGACGUACCAAAAAAUAGGUAACUGUUUCUAUUUUGGAGUUACUACUGUUUGUUUUCUCUGUUGGCUUCAUGGUGUUUUUAUUCCCUUUUUAAGGCUUCAUUCAUUUACUCUCUUCAUGUUUGUUUGUUUGUUUCAAAUCUGCAGUCUUAACAGAAAUCUUUACCCAGAAGUAUAUCAUUAACACACAAACACAUUUUGUCCUGCUUUGGCUCUUAGAAUUUGUAACUGAAGCAGAAUAAUAGUAUUAAUAAAAAUGCUGGAAAACUAUUCAUAUGUUUUGAUUUGAUUGAAAAUUAACAAUUAUUCCAUGUUUUUGAAGUCAUUUAGAUAAAAGAAGUUACAGAAUUCUCAGUUUCCAGUAACCAGCAUUCUAUACUCCAUAUGCUGUAAAAGAGGUCUUGUCUUUAGUAGUAUGUAAGACUUGAAAGUAGGAGUUCUAGUGUUCUCCAAAAGAAAUUACAUAGUGUCUGAUUUUUGUAUUACCUGGAAAUAUCCAUUCGUUUUUCAAUAAAUGUAAGGUGUUAUGGGGGAGAGUGGUCUGGACAAAAUGGUGAAAAUAAGACUUUAAGAAGAUGGAGCAAAUACCAUCCAUACUGCGGGAUUUCCUUAUUUGAGACUAAUUGCUAUUGUUGUCUGGGAUGCAUCAUUCUUAUGAAAACCAAGUUAGCAAAUAAAAGAUGCUUCUUAAAAGGA